This is a messenger RNA of Trichobilharzia regenti, 531 nucleotides long. The record is from the annotation of a GenBank genome assembly. NCBI's taxonomy places the organism in Eukaryota, Metazoa, Platyhelminthes, Trematoda, Strigeidida, Schistosomatidae.
AAAGAAUCCAGACACACGAAACCACUGGUUUGUCGAUGUGGUUAUACAGAGAAAAUGCUCGAAUCACCUUCACGUUGAUAUCUGCUGAGGUAACAGUAUUUUAUUGUACUUAAACCGUGUUUGAACUGAGAUAAAUUGACAACUACAGUGAGCAAUGAAUAAUCCACUAAAUUGAUAUCAGCUGCGUGAAUGGAAACUGUAGUUCAUACCUUCACACUAAAAUUCGAUUCCAUUUGACUGGAAAUAUGUAUUUCAAUUUAUUUUUUCAUAGAAUUUAUUUCCGUGUGUGUAUCUUGUUACAUGGUAUUCCUUUCAAAUAUUUGAAAUAACAGUCAUUCCGAAUGUCAAAUUUGUGCGUUUAUUUGAAAACAGUGGACAUAGAAGAAACAUCAAGUGUUGGUAAGAAUAUUGACAACUCAUCAUUCGGUGAGGAAAUGGAUGAGGAAAAUCCCGAGACAAGCUUUAUUGAAGUGUACUUCGUCUGUUGUUGUAUAAUGGUGGCAGUGACAGUAGCAAUCACGGUAUUAGUGG